Clupea harengus (Atlantic herring) is the source of this 510-nucleotide messenger RNA. Its product is annotated as rhamnose-binding lectin-like. Gene Ontology annotation, molecular function: carbohydrate binding. The coding region runs from base 142 to 510 and encodes 122 amino acids. The transcript has 4 exons. The record is from RefSeq and is a predicted model, not a curated record. Lineage: Eukaryota; Metazoa; Chordata; Actinopteri; Clupeiformes; Clupeidae.
GAGUGUCAUUUCACAGGAUUGGGUUUCAUCAAGGUGAACUCAGCCAGUUAUGGACGCAGUGACAAAACCACCUGCAGCAGUGGAAAACCAUCGAAUCAGAUUUCAAACACCCAAUGCCACCAGUCCCGGUCUCAACACAUCAUGUCCGACAGGUGCGAUGGAAUGUCUAGUUGUACUGUACCCGUUACAAACUCUGUGUUCUCUGAUCCUUGUCGUGGGACUUAUAAAUACUUGGAUGUUUCUUUCACAUGCCUCCCAGCCAGUAAGUGUGACUAUAUAUUUACAACAAGCUUUUCAAAUGUGACCGUACCUACUGACCCUCUAUGGUGUUAUACUAAAUGGUUCUUCCUUUUUGACACACAGAAAGAAGUAUGCAAUGGGAAGUCUUCUUGUGAGUUAGAUGCUUCAAACGCCGUCUUCUCUGAUCCCUGUCCUGGUGUCAGCAAAUACUUGGAAGUGACAUAUAGUUGUAACGACCUGAUCACCUCUUCUGAAGAAAUCACACCUUAA